Molecule: messenger RNA, 2148 nt
Organism: Ahaetulla prasina
Lineage: Eukaryota; Metazoa; Chordata; Lepidosauria; Squamata; Colubridae
Gene: AATF
Product: apoptosis antagonizing transcription factor
Exons: 12
Coding region: 28-1725 (565 amino acids)
Biological process (GO): regulation of transcription by RNA polymerase II
Cellular component (GO): nucleus; nucleolus
Source: RefSeq, a predicted model, not a curated record
GCCUCCUCCUCCUCUUGACGGGACAAGAUGGCGGCGCCCUUAGCGGCGGAGUUGGAGCGUCUCCUCAACCCGCUACCCCGCGCCCAGGUUGACCCGGAGGACGACCCCGAGGAGGCUACAGCAGCCAAAGUGAUCGACAAAUUUGACGAAGGAAACCUUGAUGAAGAUGUCCUUUCUGUUGGUCGAAUACGGAAAGGAAUUGCCUCUCAGCUUUUGGAUGCUGAUAAGCGAUACCAGGGAAAAGCCACCACCCGCAAAGCCUUAGAAGAAGAGUUGUGGGGUGCAGCUGAGCUGCCAGAUGAAGAAACAUCAGGUGAGGAGAUAGAUGAAGGUGAUCUUGACAGUGAAUCUCUGGCUGAAGAUGAGAGUCCAGAAACAGAGGAGGAAGAGGAAGAGGCAGCCAGUGAUGCUGAUGAAGUCAAAAAGCUGUCCCACAAGCUGAAAAAAACAGCCUUCAGUUUCCAGGCCAUUGACGAUUUUGAGAAAUUUGCCGAAGGAAUGGAUGAGUUUGGGAGUGAAGAAGAAGAAGAAGAAGCAGAAGAAGAAGCAGAAGAAGAAGAAGAGGAAGCUAGCUCUGGAGAAUACUACAAAGAUGAAAGUGACUCACAGGGAAGCCUGAAGGAGAGUGAGGAGGAAAUGGCAGAUGUCGAUAGAGAUCCUGAAAGUGGGAUCCUCUUGACUCACUCUCAAGGCCAAGCAGCGGAAGAAGUGGCAAAGGGAAAAGCAGUCAAAAAUCAAAUAGCCCUGUGGGAUCAGCUCCUGGAAAGCCGAAUCAAGCUGCAGAAGGCCCUCUUAAUAGCCAACCAACUUCCCCAGCCAGAUACCUUCUCUGAAUUCAAGAAGAAAGGAGGGCAGGAAUAUUCUAACGUGCUCAAGAACAGUUACAAAGCGUUAAAGGCUUUGCUGAGAAGCCUGGUGGAUCUUCAGGAUGAGCUGUGGCACCAGAACUCGGGGACCAGACAUUUGGUAACAGGACAAAAGAAAGAGGAGAGCGAUGAAGAGAUCUCAAGUGGCAGCACUGAAGCUGAGGAAGAGAAGCGGGUUGUGCGGAGGCCGCCCAAACGGAAGCUGGAGAUGGAGGACUACCCUGAAUUCGCGUCCAAGAGGUUUGCUGAGUUUCGGGUCUACAGAAACAACACCCUACAGAAGUGGCACGACAGGACCAGACUGGCUUCUGGCAAACUGGGCAAGGGUUUUGGUGCCUUUGACCGAUCCAUCUUGACUCAAGUAGAACACAUUCUGAUGGACAAAGAGAGGCUGCUCCGACGGACACAGACCAAGAGGUCAACAUACAAGGUCCUGGGAAAAAAAACCUCGUCUGCUGAGGUGCUUCCAGAAACCCUACUGGACGAGACGGAGAUGCUUCCUCCAGUGAUGUCAAAUGCCCACCUCAAAGACCUGGACGAGGAGAUCUUCGAUGACGAUGACUUUUAUCAUCAGCUGCUCCGGGAACUUAUUGAACGCAAAACCACUUCCUUGGAUCCAAACGACCAAGUGGCGAUGGGCAGACAAUGGCUGGCUAUCCAGAAACUGAGGAGUAAAAUUCGGAAGAAAGUGGACACCAAGGCCAGUAAAGGAAGGAAAAUACGGUAUCAUGUCCACAGCAAGCUGGUGAGCUUCAUGGCACCCAUUGACCACUGCACAAUGAAUGAUGAUGCCAGGACAGAACUAUAUCGGUCCCUGUUUGGCAAGCAGGUCCACCUGGAAGAAGGACACCAAGCCUAGCGAUCCAUAGGAGACCUUUGGAGGUUCUGGAAUAUGGGAGAAGUUCUCGUGUUUGGAUAGUCCCACCACCCUACAGGUCUCACUCAGGAGAGCCCAGGUAGCGUCUGUCCAUUUGAUGGAGAAGAACCUUAAGAAAGCUGCCAUCCAUGAUCGCAUUGAGAAGCGGGACAAUGUUUUUGUCCUAUUCUCCCCUCCCCACAUCUCUCUUUCUGAACUUCCCUCAAGAUGAGCCAUGUCAAUUCCGUCAGGCGGUUUCCUGUGGGAUCUUCAAGGACACAGUGAGCAGGAAGCCAGCUUGGAUUUUACUCAUCGUUCUGGCAGGGCAAGACUGUUGCCAAAGAUCACCACUGUCAUUACAUCCGGAUGAUUGGAUGGAUGGAUGAUGGAGAGAGGGAGGAUGGAUUGGAUGGAUGGAGGAUGAAU